AUGAAGGUGCUGGUCCAUUACGAGGUCACCAAUGCCUCCCUGACCAAGUUCGACCUCGCUGCUGCCAACAACACCAUCCUCUAUUACAACCUUACCCUCAAUCUAACCCUUGAAAACCCUAGCACCGUGAAUUACAACUUCGACCGACUGGAGGCCGGGCUGGUUUUCAAGGGCCAAAACCUAUACGACAUGACCAAUAUUUCGAAGCCUUUCUACCUGGGGCACGAGACCAAUGUGACACUCCCGGUAGUGUUCACCGGGAACCACUCGGUGGCUCUCGGGGAUCAGGAGGCUUCUGAUUUCAGGAAGGCUGAUGCCUUUGAUAUUGCUGUGAAGAUUCACAGUGAGUAUUCGACUCGGACUGGGAAGACAUUUAAUAUUAAGCAGGAGGUGACAUGCACCUUGAAGGUCCCUUUGAAUUCCGAUGGAAAAAAUGCUGGUGAGAGAUUUCAGAUUACCAAAUGCGAUGUAACUAUGUUAAAUGCCUAG
Messenger RNA from Argentina anserina (silverweed cinquefoil), 489 nucleotides. RefSeq lists its product as uncharacterized. The record is from RefSeq and is a predicted model, not a curated record. Gene Ontology annotation, biological process: defense response to other organism. Bases 1 to 489 code for a protein of 162 amino acids. Lineage: Eukaryota; Viridiplantae; Streptophyta; Magnoliopsida; Rosales; Rosaceae. Gene Ontology annotation, cellular component: plasma membrane; plasmodesma. The transcript has a single exon.